Messenger RNA from Stegastes partitus (bicolor damselfish), 1816 nucleotides. RefSeq names its product synaptotagmin Ia (gene syt1a). Gene Ontology annotation, cellular component: axon; synaptic vesicle membrane; exocytic vesicle. Bases 227 to 1483 code for a protein of 418 amino acids. Gene Ontology annotation, molecular function: phosphatidylserine binding; SNARE binding; calcium-dependent phospholipid binding. The record is from RefSeq and is a predicted model, not a curated record. NCBI's taxonomy places the organism in Eukaryota, Metazoa, Chordata, Actinopteri, Pomacentridae. Gene Ontology annotation, biological process: synaptic vesicle endocytosis; calcium ion-regulated exocytosis of neurotransmitter. The transcript is spliced from 11 exons.
CAUCAGCGCUGGCAGAUUUGGAGCUGAAGGUGUGCUGCUGUUGCCAGUGAACUGCCAUUUGGAAAAGGAGGACUGGAAGAAACCUCCCUGACUGAAGAUACUUGCCACAUCAAGCUCCCCUCGGCAGCAGCGCAACUUGCCCGAAACCCCCUUCCUGGGAUUGUGAAGAGGAGCCCGGGAAGACAGCGUGCUCCCAGCAUCUGCCUGGCUGCCCAACAACGCCACGAUGAACGAGAGUCGGAGGGAAGCGCUGGCAGCGCCGCCCAUGCCCACCACCUCCUCCUCCUCCACGACCGGCUCCAACACCACCAACAUGGCCGGACCGGGCACAGGCGAGAAGGACGAAGCCUUUUCUAAGCUGAAGGACAAGUUCAUGAAUGAGCUGCAUAAAAUUCCACUGCCAUCAUGGGCCAUUGUCUCGAUCGCCUUCGUGGCUAUCAUCCUGGUGUUAGCUUGCUGCUUCUGCAUCUGCAAAAAGUGGAUAUUCAAGAAGAAAAACAAAAAGAAGGGCAAAGACAAGGGCAAAAAUGCCAUUAACAUGAAGGACGUCAAAGAUGGAGCCAAAACCGAGGAUGAGGAGGAUGCGGAGACAGGGCUGACUGAAACGGAGAAAGAGGCCGAGCCCAAGGAGGACCAGAAACUGGGCAAAUUACAAUACUCCCUGGAUUACAAUUUCACAGAGAAUACGCUCAUGGUGGGGAUCAUUCAGGCGGCAGAGCUGCCUGCUAUGGACAUGGGUGGCACAUCUGACCCAUACGUGAAGGUGUACCUGCUGCCUGACAAGAAGAAGAAAUUUGAGACCAAGGUCCACAGGAAGACCCUCAACCCCGUCUUCAACGAGCAGUUCACCUUCAAGGUCCCCUAUGUAGAGCUUGGUGGGAAGACGCUGGUAAUGACGGUGUACGAUUUCGACCGUUUCUCCAAACAUGAUGCCAUCGGUGACAUCAAGGUGCCCAUGAACAAGGUGGACUUCAGCCACGUAACAGAGGAGUGGCGGGAUCUGCAGAGCGCUGAGAAGGAGGAGCAAGAGAAGCUGGGCGAUAUCUGCUUCUCUCUGCGGUACGUUCCCACCGCCGGCAAGCUGACCGUGGUCAUCCUGGAGGCCAAGAACCUGAAGAAAAUGGAUGUGGGAGGCUUGUCAGAUCCAUAUGUGAAGAUCCAUCUGAUGCAAAACGGCAAGAGACUGAAGAAGAAGAAGACGACAAUCAAGAAGAACACCCUCAACCCUUACUACAACGAGUCCUUUAGCUUUGAAGUCCCAUUUGAACAAAUCCAGAAAGUGCAAGUUGUUAUAACUGUUCUGGACUAUGACAAGAUCGGCAAGAACGAUGCCAUCGGCAAGGUCUUUGUGGGCCUCAACAGCUCGGGGACAGAGCUGCGCCACUGGUCCGACAUGCUGGCCAACCCCAGGAGACCCAUCGCCCAGUGGCACGUCCUGAAGCCCGAGGAGGAGGUGGACGCUCAGCUCUCCACCAAGAAAUAGGCAGGGCGCUUUCAGUACCUGCCUUGUAGUACUCUUUAGCCAGUAUGUGUAAAUACCUCAGUGAUAUAUGGGUCCAUCCAUGUAACUCCCACCUCCCUUCACCUCACCCCUCAGCCUCCCCCAGCUUUACCGCUCUCCCGAUUUCACACAGUCCUGAUCGUCCGAACAUCCCGCCACAUCCCGUUCUGCUUUUCUUUUUCUAUCAGGGUCUCGCUUUUAUUUUUGUUUCCUCUUUGAUUUAGCGGUUUUUGAUUUCCAUCUCCAAGCCCUUAACUGCCCCGACCAAAAGCCCCCUUCUUUUAAGCAAUAUGAUCUGUAUAGAUAGCGCAUGAC